AUGGGGAGCGUUCAUAGCCAGAAUAGUGAUAUGGAAACAGAGGCUAAACAAUCCGGGACUCCAGCUCGCAGAUACAACUCUGACACGUCGGUUGUUUCUAAUAAGUCUACGAUUACGUUUGAGAAGCGUAAAGUACCACUGAGGGGGCGAACGCAUAGUUUGCAGAGCGUUUUUAGUGGGAUGUCGUUGAAAUCGAUGCUGCAGAACAGUGGUAAUGGAGGGAAUGGGGCGGCAGGAGCGGGAGCGGGAGUAAAUGGAGGGAUAGAGAAUGGUGACAAUGGGACGGAGCGGCACAAUAACAGUGGUGGGGGUGGGUAUGAUGGGAUGGGGAGGAAUCAUAAUGGGGGUAGUGCGGCUGGGCCAGCGUUGACGCUGGUCACGAAUUUCGUGAAUGCAGCGCAGCAGAUUCAGUCUCCAGCGAUUGCGUCGUCGAACAUGCUCCGUCGUCGGACGACUAGAAGCAGCAUGGCGUCUGGCCGGAAUGUUAUAGAGGAGGAUCUUGAGGAUGAUAUUAAGAUAGGGGAGCGUUUGCCGUUCACCGAUGAGCAGCGGAUGAUUACUGGGAAUCAGUUGCAAGGUGGUAGCAGCGACGUGGUCGGCGGUGGCGGGAGUGAGGGUGGCGGCGAGGGUGGUGGUAGGGUUGGUUCUAAUCAGUCUAACAGCUUGGCAACGACUGUUUCGUCUGCAGCUCCAGAACAUUCAUCUACGACUCCUCAGAAACUAGGAGAUACGCCGAUCAGCGGGCACUCGUCAGAUACCCAGGGUCAAACACAACAACAGAAGCUCGUGCAACAGCGGAGUGUAGACGGGAAGAACUCUGGUGCCGUUUCGGGUGCGGAUGUCGAUGAAGAAGAUGAGUUUACACAGCAAAAACAACUGACCAGAGACGCUCUGCGUAAGCUGUCGAUGUUGCAGGCUAAUAAAGUGCCCUUAUCUGUUAGUGGCACUCUCCAGAACGAUCAGGAUGGUACUAUAGAUCCCGAUGAGAACUUGAAUGAGCCACAGGAGCCCUUAACGCAUCUUCAAUUUGGCGGAAAGCAUGUUAUUCUAGAGACUUCUAGGAAUAAUCCUAUACCCCUCAAUCACUCACAGGUUUCCAGCGCUAACGGUCUCCGAAGAUCUUCCAUAGGGGAUGUGCUGUCUCAGCCAGAGCCUUUGAAGCUGCCAGGUGCCAUCCAAGGGAACUACAAUGUCAGCACGAACUAUAGCACACAUACCCAAGAUAGUGGUCUCAAUGGUAGCGCUCAGCAGGAGCAGCAUUUUGCGAAGAAGCCGAUACGGCAAAUUAACGAACCCAAGAAGCCGAUGUACAUGCCUGCAGUAUUACGUGAUAUUUCUGAAACCAAUCUUAAUUGGAACCAACUAAAGUCUCACUCUCCGUCAUCCCACCGAAGUGCUUCGGGUCAACCUAUUAAUAAUCUUAAAACAAAUAAAGGUGGCCAUUCUAAUUAUGCCUCUAGCACACAUUCAGCCACUUCUUCAUUUCUCACAGAGUAUAGGCGCAAGUUCGAUAUAUGGUUGGCAUGUAGCAUGAAGGGUGAUUAUUCAGCGCAUAACAGUGUGAAUCUGGUUCCUCCAACUAGGAAGCAUUGGGUUGCAGACAGUAAGAGACAAUCCUGCAAGUACUGUCACAAAUUAUUCACUUUUUGGGAGCGUAAGCAUCAUUGUAGACACUGCGGUGAUAUAUUUUGUCAGCAGCAUGUGAGGCACUGGAUGUAUUUGAAUCCAAAUGCAAAAUUCAUUAUUGGGGGAGGAGGUAUCGGUAUGUUGUCCAAGAUAUGUGAUGGGUGUUUGGAGGAGUAUGAGCGGUUAGUUAGGGAAGGUCCAAAUGCAGGAAACGCUGGCAGUGGUGCUGCACGCAAUGGAAACACGUAUGAUCCGCUGGAUCGGAUUGCUACUAGCGACCAUAGCAAAACUAUAUCAUCUAAAGUUCCAGUGGCCUCGAUAGAUACUACAUUGGAGGGUGAUGACAAAGCGGCUGAUGCAUCAGGCAGGCAACGGCUAGAUAGUUUUGUUGGCAGUGUUCCGGCAGAUUGGUCCUGGAGUAGUUUUUGA
Messenger RNA from Eremothecium cymbalariae DBVPG#7215, 2055 nucleotides. RefSeq names its product Pib2p (gene PIB2). Bases 1 to 2055 code for a protein of 684 amino acids. Gene Ontology annotation, cellular component: ESCRT-0 complex. Gene Ontology annotation, molecular function: ubiquitin binding; metal ion binding; phosphatidylinositol-3-phosphate binding. NCBI's taxonomy places the organism in Eukaryota, Fungi, Ascomycota, Saccharomycetes, Saccharomycetales, Saccharomycetaceae. The record is from RefSeq and is a predicted model, not a curated record. Gene Ontology annotation, biological process: protein transport to vacuole involved in ubiquitin-dependent protein catabolic process via the multivesicular body sorting pathway; protein targeting to vacuole. The transcript has a single exon.